Molecule: messenger RNA, 1577 nt
Organism: Pocillopora damicornis (cauliflower coral)
Lineage: Eukaryota; Metazoa; Cnidaria; Anthozoa; Scleractinia; Pocilloporidae
Product: substance-K receptor-like
Biological process (GO): G protein-coupled receptor signaling pathway
Cellular component (GO): plasma membrane
Molecular function (GO): G protein-coupled receptor activity
Source: RefSeq, a predicted model, not a curated record
AAUUACGUAAUACAAGUGUGAAUAUACAUACAUUUUUUUCAUACAGUGUGAGGUUAUUUUACAGGAAAACAGUGACGGUCUGGAAAUUGUUGAUAUCAAUGGCGUCUCGUGAAGAAUACGAAACAAAAUGGAAUGUGACAAACAUUGAUGGAGAACGUAUCCAGCUUGCGUGGCUGAUGUAUUCAGCGUACAUCAUCGUAUUUCUGGUGUCAAUAUUCGGCAACUCAGUUCUCAUAUUAAUCAUCAGAAGAAGCAAAUCUAUGAAGAACACCACCAACUUCUUGAUUUUGAAUCAAUCAUGCUCGGAUUUACUGGCAACGUUUUCAAGAGUAAUCUAUAUAGCGGUGAUACAAGAUAUUUCCUUACGCAAAUUAUGGUUUGGGGGAAUUUCAGGCCAAGUCACGUGCAAGUUAUUUCUCACGUGCCUUUUUGUUCCACGCAAUUUUUCAGUUUUGAUUCUUGUGGCGAUAGCUAUAGAUCGUUUUUUUGCCGUCACCCAGCCGUUCAGGCGGUCGCCUCUAUCUCAACACCUCAAGAAAACCAUAGUGUUGCUGUGGCUAUGGUGCAUUGUUGCUUCGUCUUAUAUGCUUGUUAAGGGAACCGUGAAAAACAUCCAAGAUUCAUUUUACUGCGACUACAACGAAAACCCUGAUAAUAUAUUCAACGAGUGGAAAGAAUUCAACGCUUCUGCUAUUAUUAUUUUAUGUAUUCUGCCUGUGUUCAUAGUGGCAGUUUUAUAUACCAUUGUAUGUUACAAAUUGUGGUCACGUGAGGUCCCAGGCGAGCAAACCAAUCACAGUCAAGCAUCAGCGGAGGCCUUAAAGACCGCAAAGAAAGUCACCAAGAUGAUGGUAGUUGUUGCGGCGUUAUUUGUUUUGUGUUGGUUUCCAUACUAUUUGAAUUUAGUGGUGCAGUUUACUGGUCAUGGAAAAAGAAAUUAUAAAUCAGAGUUGAGCCUCGUUUGGUUAACCGUUGCUUUCAGCGGUUUUAAUCCUUACAUUUAUCUCACUUUUAAUCAAGCGUUCCGAAAUGGAUUUCACCACUUAUUUGGAAAAAGCUCCAGGCAAAUCAAGAUUCAAAAUGUUUUGUCUUUUCGAUCGCAAAGUGUAGAAUUAGAGCAAAUGCACAAUGUAGUGGAACAUCCAUCCAAAACAAGAAAAAGUGUCCCCGGAACAUAAGUGUCCCUCUUAUGACAAUUACAGAAACCUAAGAUUGGAGAGUUUUUUCCACUGAGUUACUACCAAACUUUGUUUUCCCUAAAAGGCAGUGUCCUCGGAAUUUCGCAAAUGUGGUUCGACGAAACUAUGGUCAUUGAUCGAACCAAAUUAACAAACGUCUAUAGUUGGAUUCGGUUUCAAAUAACGAGCCGUUAUAUUCGGUAUAUAUUAUAUAUAUCUUAUUGAGACUACACAUUCUGUCAUCUGAUGCAUUACAAAUGUAUAUAAACCUUUAGCUUAUGAAGAGUGGGGUCUAACCAUAACCAAUUAACAUUGAAUUAACAUAAGAUAGUUUUAAAAUACCCUAAUAAAAAUUUCAUGGAAGAUGACCAAUAUUUAAAGAAUUUUUGUUAUUAAAAU